Messenger RNA from Paralichthys olivaceus (Japanese flounder), 2749 nucleotides. Its product is annotated as somatostatin receptor type 5-like. Gene Ontology annotation, cellular component: plasma membrane; neuron projection. The record is from RefSeq and is a predicted model, not a curated record. Gene Ontology annotation, molecular function: neuropeptide binding; somatostatin receptor activity. Gene Ontology annotation, biological process: neuropeptide signaling pathway; regulation of insulin secretion; cellular response to glucocorticoid stimulus. Lineage: Eukaryota; Metazoa; Chordata; Actinopteri; Pleuronectiformes; Paralichthyidae.
GAGGACGGUGUUUCACCAUGCAGAGGAUUGAGAGGUGACCAGUCCUGGAGAAUUAAACAUAACGUUGUUUGUGCUGCUGGCGAUGGAGUUUUCAUCGUGCUGACAUCAAGGAAAUGCGUCAACAUGAAAAGUCAAGUUUAAGGUGGAUUCUCUUUCAAGCGAAGAGGGGAAAAGAGCGAGGGAUUCAGAUUUUAACCUCAGCCAACGUGUGAAUACUUCAGGAGACGCGCAUCGCAGCAGCGCAUAGUGGAGAGGAAAAGGCGCACGGGAGCGCACAGUUAUUUCCAAGCAGGCUUUAGCACUCCCUCCUUCAACAUGGACGGUUUCAACUGGACAUCAACAUCUGAGAACUUCACAAGAACCUCCUCCCAUCUCUACCCCAACAACACCAACAAUUCCUCAGAGGUGCCUGCGCCAAUGCCCUUCAGCAUGGUCACCGCUGUCAUCUACACCAUCGUCUUCAUUGUGGGAUUUCUGGGUAACACACUGGUCAUCUAUGUGGUGGUCCGCUACGCCAAGAUGAAAACUGUCACAAACAUGUACAUCCUCAAUUUAGCCUUGGCGGACGAACUCUACAUCUUGGGAAUUCCCUUCCUUGGCACUAAUAGUGCACUUUCCUAUUGGCCAUUUGGGGAUUUCUUCUGCAAGGUGUACAUGACUGCUGACGCCAUGAGCCAGUUUAGCUCCACCAUUUGCCUAACGGUAAUGAGCAUUGAUCGCUACCUGGCUGUGGUUUAUCCUAUUCGCAGCUCCAAAUGGCGGAAGCCACAGGUGGCCAAGGUUUUAAAUGUCAUGGUGUGGGUUGUGUCCUUCCUGAUUGGGCUGCCAGUCACCAUUUACUCAGGUGUACAGACGGAGUUAAACACCUGCAACAUAACCUGGCCUGAACCAAAUGAUUUGUGGUCCAUUGUGUUCAUCCUCUACACAUCCAUCCUGGGCUUCUUUGGUCCGCUCUUUGUCAUCAGCCUCUGCUACCUGAUCAUUGUCAUCAAGGUGAGGUCUGCAGGUGUGCGUGCAGGCCUGACUAAGCGACGGAGGUCGGAGCGCAAGGUGACGCGUAUGGUGGUGAUCAUCGUUUUGGUGUUUGUUCUUUGCUGGCUUCCCUUUUUUACUGCAAAUAUUGUCAACCUGGUUUAUAUCAUCCCUGAGAGCAAUGCCACGGCCACAGUCUACUUCUCCCUGGUCAUCCUCACCUACGUCAACUCCUGCGCCAAUCCAAUCCUAUACGGCUUCCUCUCCGACAACUUCAAGCAGAGCUUCCAGAAAGUGCUCUGCUUCUACAAACCAAAUGGCGUCAGCACCACAGACCAGAUGAGAGACAGACUGAAUGCAACCAAAGUUAACCACAAUUCUGUCCAGAUGGAGGUUGUUGGGAACCUUGACACGGAGCCUUUCGCCUCAAAAACAGCAGUGAAUGGCCAGUGAAAGCUACGACCCACCAUGUACUGGUGUGGAAACUACCACAUGGAACUAAACAGUUUACCCGUGGAUAUUUUAUCAUUUGAUACGUCCAGUCUUUAAAGCUGAUCCUUCCCCUCUGAUUGGGACAUUUCUUAAAAAGGACUAGAGGAGAAAUCCUGGAGAGAAAAUGUCUUACAGUGUUCACAAAGCAUUUUUGUUUGUACUGUUACUAUAUUGACGGCAUUGUAGGCCUCAGAGUUUAUGUAUCGAUGUAUGAUCUCAAAAGUCAUGAGCGCUUUAAAUCCUGUAUAUUCUCAAAAAGCUUUGGGCAGAACCAGACUUUUAUUGUGAAACAGGCAUAUUUUUCAUUCAUUUUUAUAUUUGAUCAUAUUUCAGUGAGAGUUGUUUUUGUCUGGUGUGCUCUGAUUUGAGAAUUUACAGUAUUUCAUUUGAUGUGCUAUAACCAGAACUGUUCUGCAGGUUAUUGUAAAGCUGAUAAAAAAAAAUUUGAUUACCAUAACAAUUUGUUUUUUUUUGCUGGUAAUGUCACAAAGCUGUGAAAGGGGCCUUGAAACAACACAAACAAGUAAUGCCCUCUCAUUUUCCAUCCUCUGCAACAUGUCCAGUACUCACUGUUUAUCUCGGCCUGACUGGACUGUCAACGCUGACAUUUGAUACCCACAUCAUUGGGAAUGUGCUGGACGACACUGUUGCAUCUCCAUAGUUGUAACUUGAUCCAAGCAAAGAUCAUGUCCACAAUGUUUAUGGCAAAUUUGAGCUCAUUUGAAAAGACCGAAAUAUGGACACAAUUUACUUCUGUUUGAAACUGUGAAUUUUAAAAUGAUCAUUUUCAACAGCCUGCGGAGUCAUGACAUUCUCAGAUAACUAAAUAACACGGUUAUGGUUAUUAAUCAACAAUAAAUUGUUUCUGUGAUUAAAGAAGAUUAUGGCAGGUUUAUGUUUCAGACUGAGGCACUUUAUCAAUAGUUCCAGUUAAAACAGAAAAUUGGCAGCUUUACACUUGAAUGUCGUUGUCUUGCAUCCAUGACGUAAACCAGCUUUGUUUUGUUUUUCAGAUUUUUGUUAAUGUCUUAGUACGAUUUUGCAGUAAAUGUUUUAUGCAACAUCGGAUGGAGGAAGAAGAUGAGAGAUGUGUAUUUUGUGUGAUGACUCUUACUACCAAUAAAACAUGUACAAUCAGAAAAUCUGUAGCCAGCAUAGUAUAGAGAGAUGGUUAAAAGUUUCCAUAACUUUUAUUUGUUGUUGGUGGUGGGGUUUGGUUUGUUGGUUGGUUUUUCCCCAACAUAAUGAUCUAGCAAUGUUAAUAAAUUAAAACAAUGUCCGAAAA